ACGAAAGUUGGAGCAUGGAAGGCUUUUUCUGGGACAAACUGCGAGCUUCUGGGACGCCUCGGACAGUCGCCACUUGAGGAGGACGUCCUUAGCAAUGUCGAGAAAUUUGUCGUCAAACUAUAUAAGGUUGAUUCCAGCAUCACAUGCUCAAACGAUGCCCGAAGUUAUUUAUUUGGAGCUGUAAGAAAGCCAGAAUUUCUCCCAACGACAACUGAUGCACUUCGUCUCCAUAUUAAGAGAUGCAACUACCAGGUGUGUGUUUGGGAGAAUGCGCAUAUCCCCAAACCGUCACUACCUAGGCUGCAGGACUGUGGCUGGAUUGUGCAGAGAGAACAAGUUGUUCCUCGUUUAAUAACACUGGAUCCCAUUCCUAAGACGUGCCCAGAAAUAGUUGUCUGUCAUUGCAAAGAACAUUGUGAUACAAAAAAUUGCAGUUGUAGA
Molecule: messenger RNA, 441 nt
Organism: Phaedon cochleariae (mustard beetle)
Lineage: Eukaryota; Metazoa; Arthropoda; Insecta; Coleoptera; Chrysomelidae
Source: the annotation of a GenBank genome assembly